Sander lucioperca (pikeperch) is the source of this 840-nucleotide messenger RNA. RefSeq names its product carbohydrate sulfotransferase 12-like. The coding region runs from base 8 to 757 and encodes 249 amino acids. The transcript has 4 exons. Gene Ontology annotation, molecular function: sulfotransferase activity. The record is from RefSeq and is a predicted model, not a curated record. NCBI's taxonomy places the organism in Eukaryota, Metazoa, Chordata, Actinopteri, Perciformes, Percidae. Gene Ontology annotation, cellular component: membrane. Gene Ontology annotation, biological process: proteoglycan biosynthetic process; carbohydrate biosynthetic process.
AGCCACCAUGGCACCAUGCAGAGGAUUCCUGCAGUUCCUCGGAUUUUUGGGAUCCAUGUUUGUCAUCAUGAUGUUCUUCUUCCGAUGGGACAUGUUACCAGAAAUGAGAGCAGAGGGGAUCCAUCAGCAGCAGGAACUGAGAAAGAAGCUGCUAAGAGAAACGUGUGAUGGUGACAGAGACGCAUUUACUGAGGGCAAGCACAGUUUAGAUGACUUGAGUGACAAAGAGCUGGAGAACCUAAUUGUGGAUGACAAACACUGCAUCAUCUAUUGUUACAUUCCCAAGUUCCAGCGGCGCAAUGAGUACUUCUAUCUAAACUUUGCCCGGGACAUUCUGCGCCUGUAUGGUAACCUGACUAAUCCACCACAGACGGUGGACAAGGCAUUUGCAUCCGGGGUACACCCCUCAUUUUACAACUUCAUUCAGUACUUGCUGGACCCGCAGACAGAGAAGAAGCAGCCCUUUGAACCCCACUGGAGGCAGAUGUACCGCCAAUGCCACCCCUGCCUCAUCCAGUAUGAUUUCGUUGGCCAUCUGAAGACUCAUCAACAGGACGCUGGACAGCUGCUGAAGAUGUUAAAGCUGGAGGACGACAUCAAGUUCCCUCCUUCCUAUGAAAACAUGACUUCCCCUGCUUCUGUGUUGGACUGGUUCAGCACAGUGCCUCUAGAGGACAGGAGGAAGCUGUACAAGCUCUAUGAGAGGGAUUUCAGGCUUUUUGGCUACAGAAGGCCUGGAGAAUUGCUUGAUAGUUGAGAUGAAGUCAUGAUUUGGAUUUCACUCUUCCCUGUGGGCAUAGAAAACCACUAUUUACUUGCGAGAAAAGAACAAUUACAAUU